Molecule: messenger RNA, 1197 nt
Organism: Talaromyces rugulosus
Lineage: Eukaryota; Fungi; Ascomycota; Eurotiomycetes; Eurotiales; Trichocomaceae
Exons: 2
Coding region: 1-1197 (398 amino acids)
Molecular function (GO): starch binding
Source: RefSeq, a predicted model, not a curated record
AUGAAAGGCCUCACCGUUUGUAUCGCUUUAAGCCUUGCAUCCUAUGUCUACGGACAUGGGUACCUGACCAUUCCUAAGAGUCGCACUUGCCUUGGAAAUGAGGCCAGUUUAGACUCCUGCCCGGAGUGCGCCAUCCUCGAGCCUGUUGCAUCAUGGCCCAACCUCACCGCGGCAGCUGUUGGUCGUAGCGGACCCUGUGGCUACAAUGCUCGCUCAUCCAUAGACUACAACCAGCCCGGAAGUGCCUGGGGCUCUUCCACCGUCGCCACUUAUACUGCUGGACAAAUUGUCACUGUGCAGUGGUGCGUUGACGCCAACGGUGACCACGGUGGAAUGUUCAGCUACCGCGUCUGCCAAAAUCAAGACAUUGUCGACAAAUUCAUAGACCCAUCGUACCUCCCCACCAACGAUGAGAAACAGGAGGCUGAGGACUGUUUCGUUGCCGGAACACUGAAUUGUAAUGAUGUUGACGGGCAGACCUGUGACUAUAGUGCCGACUGUACAGAGGACGAGCCGUGCUGGCGGAAUGAUUGGUUUACAUGCCAUGGCUUCGAAGCUUCCACUCUUCCAAAGUGCCAGGGUGUAGACAACGCAGCGUUGAAUUCCUGUUACACGUCCAUUGCGGGGGGGUAUACCGUGACCAAGCAGAUCAAAAUUCCAGAUUAUUCGUCGAACCACACACUUCUGUCGUGGAAGUGGAACUCAUUUCAGACUGGACAGGAUUAUCUUGGCUGCGCUGAUAUUGCAAUCACCGGAGGAGGCUCUGGGACAACAACCACUUCAGCUAGCACAGCGACAACUCUGAUUACCAGCACAGCAACAACAUCGAAGCUAACCACCACGACAUUAACCACCACAGCUACCCAAGCGUGCAGCACUCCCGUGGCUAGCGUGGCGGUCACUUUUAACGAACUUGUCGCAACCACUCCCGGGCAGACCAUCAAGGUGGCCGGCUCUAUUUCUGAGCUCGGAAACUGGGACCCUAACUCCGCGCCGGCGCUUUCGGCGUCGCAGUAUACAAGUGCAACCCCUCUGUGGAGCUAUACAGUGUCAUUAGCGGCUGGCACGUCGUUUGAGUACAAGUUCAUCAAUGUGGACCAGUCGGGUUCGGUGACGUGGGAGGACGACCCGAAUCGAUCGUACGAGGUGCCGACGGGCUGUGCAGACAGUGUGAUUGCCAGUAGUAAUUGGCAAUAA